Messenger RNA from Colletotrichum abscissum, 504 nucleotides. RefSeq lists its product as uncharacterized. Lineage: Eukaryota; Fungi; Ascomycota; Sordariomycetes; Glomerellales; Glomerellaceae. The record is from RefSeq and is a predicted model, not a curated record. The annotation marks the transcript as partial. The transcript has 3 exons.
UCUACCACCCCGCCGUCGCUGCCGCCGCCCUUCCUUCCCUGGGAGAACGCCCAGUACAAGGCUGCAAGCCAUUUGGACCAUGAAAAACACCUGCAGAUCGAGAUGGCUGCAUCAAAAGCCACCAAUCCAACCGGACGCAAGCCCACGGGUUCCUUGAACUGGACGGGAGCUGUUUUCUGGAGACCGCCUUUCUUUUCUGGUCUGUCUCUCUCUAACUUUUUCUGCCUGCCUGCCUGCCUGCCUGCCUCGCCCUCAUCUGCCACGGUGGCUUUCCUUCUCUUCCCCAAAACAGAGUCUUGUAGCGCACAUUGUGUAGGUAUCCGUACGAGUACAUGUUGUGGUCCACACCACGAACACGAGAUCUUACUAUUCUUCACCCGGCGAUCGCUCGUUGCACCUGGUGCCGAUGCUUCGAGCAAGAACGAACGCAGCCUCAUAUUCUGCAUCAAGUCGUUUGAUCAAGCAGGUCGACAAGCCAUCCUCCGCGAGCAGCUCAAGAAGUAA